CUGACUACAGGCAUUGUACAUUCGAGACAUCCAUAUGCAGGGGAAAUGCAGUAUUGGGCAUUCAUACUUUUCAUUACCCCUGGUUGCUUCGCCGCCGUCGUCCCGAAAGCGGAAAACCAUAUACCCUGGAGCUCUGGAGUCCUGGCUCAAUUACAUCCAGAAGAAGGAAUAGAGGGCAGCAAUGGACGAUACAUCUUCGAGAACGGGCAAGACAUCAAGCUCUUCUGCACUGUGACCGAAGCUGGGUUAAACGAGGGACUCAAUAUCUCUGACCUCAGACUCGAGACGCCUUCUGGUGACAUCGUAAAACCAAAUUCCACGUCGAAUAACGUAACGGUGUCCUUCAUCAUCGCUAAUGCAUCUGCGAACGAUUCCGAGCUGGAAUCUUGGCGAUGCUGGUCGAAGCAGAUGAAGGUGCUCAUUUGCACUUGGUCAAUACCAAAGAAUCCCGUUUGGACGGAUUACGUUUUCUACAUCCAGACCGAUGGGAAGAAGAUGGCAGAAUGCCGGCGAAAGAACGCAACAGUAGAUGGGAAGGCGAUAUGCGAAUGGUCGAAAAAUGGCACGCCUCCCUAUAAUCCUGGUGAGACAGAUAUGAACAUCACAGUGGCUGCCAAAAAUCCGUUUGGCAAUGCAAUCUUCAUCUACCCUUUUGAUCACUACCGGAACAUUAAGAUCGAUAUGUUGGAUGACGUUGCCGUUGGGGAAUUGGGCGAGGAGACACUGGACGUCACCUGGAAUAUCCCGGGUAACAUGGAGUACUACAACGUCUCCAUCGUCCAUAACAUCCGAUGGAUACACGAAUGGAAGGACGAGCUCCAAUAUGCCAACGUGGUGAAUUACACGAUCCAAGGAAAUUCCCUAAGAAUGUCCUGGAAUUAUACAUUAACGGGCCUUAUACCGAAUACCGACUAUAAAGUCGAGAUUAGGGCCAUUGUCGAUGGAGCAGAGUUCUCUGACCUCUGGUCCAAUUCUUCAAUGGUGGAAGGCAAAACCAAGUCAAAAGUUCCAGAUAGGAGCCCAGAUGUGCCCCCGGGGAGCUUCUACGUGAAGAGAAAUGAUGAUGGCCUCAGGGAUAUUCAUAUUUACUGGAUCCCAUUGAGCGAGUGGGAACAUUACGGCGACAACUUCACCUACCGAGUAGAAGGGCAGGAAAUAUCGUCACCAGGAAAGGAACUCCAGCCGACAUCUAUGACGGAAACGUCCGCCACCUUCAAGAACCUAAGUGCUGAAUCAUUUUACAAAUUCUACAUCGUUUCCAGCAACGAAUUAGGAAUGGCUCCUCCACGGUCCAGCAUUGAUGUCGACAAGGAAGAGGACAGAAUUCCUUGCCCAACGAUCCAGACCUUCCAAUCUGACGGAGAAUAUAUCUUGGAAUGGAAGGCACUCGAUGAGGAGAGGACGACGAAUUUCACAGUAUUUUGGUGUCUUUCUCACCCGGCCUGGCCCACCUGUGAUUCCAGUAUCAACUGGGAAGUCGUUCCGAGGAACACCACCACAUUUAAACUGAAGUCUAACGAAUCACUCAAAUUCGCCGUCUCGGUCAACGCGGAGUCCGGGGGGAGUGGAAUGGGCUGGGAGAAGACCGUGUUUGAGCCAGAAGCAGAUCAGAAUUUCCCUGUGGCAGUUGUGGUGAUCGCUGUCGUUUUAGGAAUGGCCCUGGUCGUAACAGCUGCACUGGGGGGCAACAGGAUCUUCAAGAAAGUAGACAGAAGCAUGAUGAUGAUGGAGAAGCUGCUAGGCCCGAAUACCAAGUCUCAAUCAGAUCCCGCAACCAAGACACAAAGCCAAGUUCAAGCAUGCGUCGCAUCCAGUGAAGAAGAUACAAAAUACAUUUGUGUUGACCUUGAGGAUGAAGAAAAUGCAUCUAAGGAAGAACAUGAUGACGACAGGUUUCUCGGCAGUGAUUAUGAUGUGUCCCUUGAUGAAGGGGAACUCAUGAAGAAAUUUGACAGCAUCCGAAUGGCGACGCUAAAGAAAGUCCAAAGCAUUGCUUACGUUCAAGCCAGUGCUUUGCCCGCACAAAAACAAGCAAGUUCCUUACAUCUCACCACAAACUCUGAAUUGGAGGCGAGUCCCCAAGGAAAGGGUCAGGAACAUAGAGGGGAAUCUAUGCAAAGUGCUGCAUCUUGUGAGAGUCCUUAUGUGGAAGUAGGAGCUUUGUCGUGA
Messenger RNA from Darwinula stevensoni, 2169 nucleotides. NCBI's taxonomy places the organism in Eukaryota, Metazoa, Arthropoda, Ostracoda, Podocopida, Darwinulidae. The record is from the annotation of a GenBank genome assembly.